Messenger RNA from Chroicocephalus ridibundus (black-headed gull), 5299 nucleotides. RefSeq names its product FERM domain containing 6 (gene FRMD6). Lineage: Eukaryota; Metazoa; Chordata; Aves; Charadriiformes; Laridae. Gene Ontology annotation, biological process: positive regulation of hippo signaling. The record is from RefSeq and is a predicted model, not a curated record. Bases 260 to 2161 code for a protein of 633 amino acids. The transcript is spliced from 14 exons. Gene Ontology annotation, cellular component: cytoplasmic side of apical plasma membrane; cytoskeleton.
CCAGCUCCCGCGGGAUGGGCUCCCACCAGCCGCACAGGAGGAACCUGCCUUGAAGUGUCCCACCUCUGCAGGGACACUGAGCUUUUCUCUUGGUGGCUUUAUCUUCCAGCUCUGCUGAGAUAACCCCGAGCUCGCCAUGGAGCUGCUGGAGGAACUUGAGUCGUAGAUGUUCCCAGCACCAGGGAUGGCACCCAUGGGGACCGAGGCCGCCCCGGCCCGUCGGUGAGGUGCCCACCGCCCGCCCUGAGCCCGGACCACGAUGAACAAACUGACCUUCCACAACAACAGAGUCAUGCAGGACCGCCGCAGCGUUUGCAUCUUCCUCCCCAACGACGACUCCCUCAACAUCAUCAUCAACGUGAAGAUUUUGUGCCAUGAGUUACUGGUGCAGGUGUGUGACCUCCUGAGGCUGAAGGACUGUCACCUCUUCGGGCUCAGCGUCAUCCAGAACAAUGAGCACGUGUACAUGGACCUGGCCCAGAAACUCUACAAGUACUGCCCCAAGGAGUGGAAGAAGGAGGCCAGCAAGGUCAGCGGUGAGGUCUUGCAUGGAGAGCUGACAGCAGUAAGGCCACCUCUGUCCCCGUCGCAGGGGAUUGACCAGUUUGGCCCCCCCAUGAUCAUCCACUUCCGAGUGCAGUACUAUGUGGAGAACGGCAGGCUGAUCAGCGACCGGACGGCACGUUACUACUACUACUGGCACCUGCGGAAGCAAGUGCUGCACUCGCAGUGCGUCCUGCGGGAGGAAGCCUAUUUCCUUCUCACCGCCUUCGCCCUCCAAGCCGACCUGGGCGACUUCAAGCGCAGCAAGCACUACGGGAAGUACUUCGAGCCCGAAGCCUAUUUCCCUGCCUGGGUGGUUGCCAAGAGGGGCAAGGACUACAUCCUCAAGCACGUCCCCAACAUGCACAAGGAUCAGUUUGCCCUGACGGCCUCCGAAGCCCAUCUCAAGUACAUCAAGGAGGCCGUCCGGCUGGACGACGUGGCCGUGCACUACUACAGGUUGUACAAGGACAAAAGGGAGGUGGAAGCCUCGCUGACGCUGGGGCUGACGACACGGGGCAUCCAGAUCUUCCAGAACUUGGAUGAAGAAAAGCAGCUGCUCUACGACUUCCCCUGGACAAAUGUGGGGAAACUGGUGUUCGUGGGCAAGAAGUUUGAGAUCCUGCCGGACGGGCUGCCCUCGGCCAGGAAGCUCAUCUACUACACAGGCUGCCCACUGCGCUCCCGCCAUCUCCUCCAGCUGCUCAGCAGCAGCCACCGGCUCUACAUGAACCUGCAGCCCGUCCUGCGCCAGGUCCGCAAGCUGGAGGAGAACGAGGAGAAGAAGCAGUACCGUGAGUCCUACAUCAGCGACACCCUGGACCUGGACAUGGAGCAGCUGGAGAAGCGCUCGCGGGCCAGCGGCAGCAGUGCCGGCAGCAUCCGGCACAAGCGCCUCUCCCGGCACUCCACCGCCAGCCACAGCAGCUCCCACACCUCAGGCAUCGAGACCGACCCCAAGCCCAGGGAGAUGGGGCCCGAGGACAGCUUCUCGGGCGCCAGCACCCACCGCAAGCUGAAGACCUGCAGCUCCAUGACCAGCCACGGCAGCUCCCACACCUCUGGGGUGGAGAGCGGUGGGAAGGACCGGCUGGAGGAGGACUCCCAGGACGAUGAAAUCGAGAUGCUGGUGGAUGACCCCCGGGAGCUGGAGCAGGCUGGCGAGAUGGAGGUGAGCCCCGACAUGUGCGUCUACAUCACGGAGGACAUGCUGCUCUCACGCAAGUUCAACGGGCACUCGGGGCUAAUUGUUAAAGAGAUCAGCUCCUCCACCUCCAGCUCCUCGGAGACGGUGGUGAAACUGCGAGGGCAGAGCACUGACUCCUUACCCCAGACGACGUGUAGGAAACCGAAGACGUCGACGGACCGGCACAGCCUGAGCCUGGAUGACAUUCGGCUCUACCAGAAGGAUUUCUUGCAGUUGGCCAACCUCUGCCAGGACACGGCCCAGAGCUACACCUUCGGCUGCGCCCACGGGCUGGAGGAGGAAGGCCUCUACUGCAAUGGCUGCUUGGCCCAGCAGUGCAUCAACAUCCAGGAGACCUUCCCUGUCAAAAGAACCAGCAAGUACUUCUCGUUGGAUCUCACCCACGACGAAGUCCCCGAAUUCGUUGUCUGAGGGCCGCGGGGGAGGCAGGACCAGCUGCCCGCCCUUGGUGGGGAGGCUGGGGCUCUCUGCCCUGCAUCGGGGGCCAUCAACAGCACCUUGUCCCCCACCGCUCCCUGCAAACUGAGGCCAUGGAAACCAUGGCACUCGGAGGAUCACCCCAAUGGCGGGUGGGAUGGAGAACCCCGGGCAUGGCGGAGUCCCGCCGGCGGCCCCUCAGCAUCCUUCCUCCUCCGGAUGAGUUUGUGCCAAACACAAGUUGUCUUAUUUGGACUGGGAGAAGCACAAUUUGUUGGAGCUAGCAGAAGCCAACCCAUGUUUUCUCAUUGCCUCGUGGCGAGGUCUUCUCCUCCUCGCCCCCAUCCUCAGCGCUGCCGGUGGCUCCGGCGGUGGCUUGGGGGCCACUGGAGAGAAAGUGCCAGACUGUUGCGUUCAAGUCAAGCCAAAGAAAUGUAAAUAACCCUAAAGGCCAGUAUGGGGAGGGAGAAUUAAGCAAUAACCAGCCGGGGAUCUCCGGCCAUGGGUGAUGUACCAUGGAGGAAGGCACGGCCAGCGCCUGCUGGGGCAGAGCAUCAUCCCAGUUCUUCCAAAAAACACGUGCUGGAGGUCAAGCCAGAGCGGUCCCAGCGAGGCGGACGGCAGCUGGGACCUCCGGAGCCGUUUUGAAACUUGGUUUUUUUUCUUCCUUUAAGAGAAAAAACCCCAAAACCAAAAAAAAAACCCCAAAACCCAACAAAAAAAACACACCCCACCCAAGAAAACCAAAAGCAAAGGAGGAUGGAAAAGAAUAGGUCACCUGCAAGGAUAUUGCAAUAAUGCAUCCUAAACUUUGAAUACGUAGAGAUUGCAUAUAUAAAUAUAUUGAGGUAUGUAUGUUUAUAUAUGUCUGGAUCUUAUAGACCCAUUUGCAUUUUCCCUCUGCUCUAAAGUACCUUUUAUACAAAGGAUCUGCCUCUCUUCUUCCACCCACCGUAUAAACAAGCGUAUUUUUGUCGAAGCGCUAAGGUGAGAAAAUAAGACUUCCCUCUUGAGAAGAACACAUCCCGCGACCGCCUUGUAAGGGUGGCUCUUCCCGAUCCGGUCUCCCUUGUAUUUUACCAAGGCUUUUCACGUGGCUUUUCAAUCUCUUGCAGUUCGACUAGUUCUCCUAAAGGAUGGGGGUGACGUGCUAGAAAAAAAAAAACCCCAAGGGAGGUUCGGAGGGUGCGUGCGUGCCCAGGUGGAAUAUUUCCCAUCGGUACCGGAGGCUAAAGCAUUACAGCAGCUAAUGUUCACAGCACAAUGCCUUUUUAGUCGAUAUUUUUAAUUAAGAGUUUUAGCGAUCGACAGCCAAAGUUUUGCCGUAUUUUGAUAUACCACCUUUUUUUUUUUUUUUUUUAAACUGGAAACUUUUCUUAAAAAAAAAAAAAAGUAAAAAAAAAAAAAAAGCAAUUAUUUUAUAAAUAAGCACAAUCUUAUUUUUCUAACAAAUGUCGGGGGAGGGAGCCGAGAAGGGGGAGCUGGUACCAAAAGAAAAGGAGCGUAGCUGUUGGCACGGUGCAAAAAAAAAAUAAAAAAAAUGGGUGUUAUUGCCGUAGCCCCGGGGGGGGGGCCGCCGGGCACUGCUGUGGCUCUGCGCUAUGGGAGGGUGGCACCGGCACCAGCAUGGCCCCACCCCAGCAUUACUGGGGGACAGUGGCAUAUCAUGGGAAAAUGAUGUAGGUAGCCAAAUGCUGGCAGGGUGCGCAGGAGGCUGGUGGCCCCCCCGGCCCCCAAAACCUCUUUUUAUCUAUCUCCCCUAAAGAAAGGAUGCUGUGGGGGGCAGGCGGUGUUCAGGGCUAUGUGCUCUGGUUUUGGGGGGACCCCAGCAAACCCCCCCCAAAAGGCUCCCUAGUGGGCACCGCACGCCAGGCUGGGAUGCUGGGGGUUGCUGGCAGCGGACCCCUCUGCCCCCCCCCCCCACUCCACACCCCCAUCCAUGGCUAGGUUUGAGAGGUGCGGGGGGGCUCGGUGUGCGCCCCAUCGACAUGGGUCUGCCGUGCUGGGACCUCACGGGCUGGUACGGGGAAGGAAAAUCCCCUCGAUUCAUCCCCAGAUGCUGGGGAUUUCGUCCCCUGUGCCAGCCCCUGCGAGGCAGCGGGGCGGCAGCACCCAGCUGGAGGCGGGGGGGGGGUCCUGAUGGCACCCCCUCCCCCAGCCAGCCCCGGGUGCCCUCCGUGGGACCCUCUCCCGCUCCCCUGCUCAAACACGGAGCCGGAGGGGGGCAAAACUGUGUAAAGAAAUGCUCGACGCUGUUCAAAAAGCAUGGGGGAAAGGGGGGGCAGCUAGACCAGGGUCUCUCCAUUUCUUGCCCCCCCCCGCCCCCCCCCCCACCCCGUUAUCCCGCAGCUGAACGUGGACCGAAGUGGCCAAGCCAAGGUCGCAGUGAUGCCGGGGGCUGCGAUGGAGCUUGCCCCUGGGCAAGCGGGAGCGGAACUGGGCAAGUCGGGACUGGGGGGGGGGCGCACAGAAGUGGCAUUUAUUCCGCGGGUGGCGGGCGUGGGUCCCACGGGGGACGGACUGGGGUGGCCAUGCCCUUUGUUGCCGCUCCCCCUGCAAUAACGAGUGAUCCGUCUGCACGAACGAAAUAGUCCUUUCUGUGAAAGGAUCUUCCCAUCGGGGCGAUGGGAGAGGCCGGUGACUGUGUUGCAAAACAAAAAUAAUAAUAAUUAAUAAUAAUUAAAAAAAAAAAAAAAGAAAAAGAAAGAAACACACACAAGGAAAAAAAACUCGACAAAAAAAAAAAACAACCAAAAACAAAACCCCGCAGCGAAAAUUAUUUUGUACCAAUGAAGUUUGUUGUGUGCCUUUUGCGGUACGGCUGGAAAUGACAAUAAAGUGACGGUUGUUUGCAUUAUUUCGACUCCGGGCGAUUUCAGACGCUCCCCGGGUUUAAGGGAGUGAUGAAACGCGUAAGAUUUUAACUAAAUGAGGGACAAACCACGUAUGAAUUUAACGGCGUGAUGAAACGCGUAUGGAUUUAAUGAACACGGUAUGUUUGUUGCGCUCUCUGCUCCAGCAUCACCUGGCUCCGGAGAGCAGGUUAAAGCAAUUCCUGCCUUGGGGCGGGGGGAAUGGAUGGGCUGAUCCUUUCAGUUCCGUUUUUUUGAUGAUUUCUAUGAAAACAGCAUC